Molecule: messenger RNA, 801 nt
Organism: Tribolium madens (black flour beetle)
Lineage: Eukaryota; Metazoa; Arthropoda; Insecta; Coleoptera; Tenebrionidae
Exons: 3
Coding region: 146-493 (115 amino acids)
Biological process (GO): sodium ion transport; potassium ion transport
Cellular component (GO): sodium:potassium-exchanging ATPase complex
Source: RefSeq, a predicted model, not a curated record
GAUGAAAAACUUGUCGUGUUUUAAUUAAUGUGAAAAAUUUUAACUGUUGUGAGUAUUAUUCUGCUUGAAUAUUGUGAUAUUAGAAUUUAAUUAAACGUUUGUCGAUUGUUGGCGCUUUUUUCUCCUUGACAACACUGUCACGAAAAUGUCCAAAACCUCCGAAUUGCGCCACUCCGAUCGCCCCCAGAGCUCGCGCGACUUGAGUCUUUUGACCAAUCAGGAGCUCGACCAAUUGCGCAAGUCCAACGCCACGGUCAGACUCUCGCGAUGGGAGGCUCUGAAGCUGUUUUUCUACAACAGCGAGGAAGGGACGGUUUGCUACCGAACUGGCACGAGUUGGCUUUUCAUAAUGACGUUUUAUCCGCUAUUCGUCUGUUUCAUCGGGUGCCUCUUCUACGCCACGAUGCUCCUUAUGGUUUUCUGCAUUACGAUGUAUGCCAAGCGACCUGUGAUUAACAAAAACUCGCUCACGAAAGAGCCCACUUAUUUCUGAGUUGUGUCAAAAUGCGCUUUUUGAAAAACGUCCCGAGCACCACUAGCACCAAAAGCGAGUUUUAUUUCCAACGCAAGCCUGAAAAAAUCCCCAAAUGUGAAGCUUUCAGGAAGUAUUUGUUCAAUUGGGAGGAAGGCACCGCUUGCAACCGAACCCCCAAGAGCUGGUGUCUCUUGCUCAUAUUUUACGUUUCAUUUUUGGUGAUCAUCUACAGUUUGUUCUUCGCAAUGGUGUUCGGGGCUAUUGCCACUAUUGACUUUUUCACAAACGGGACUUUACACAAUGUUACAAUAAAAAAUCCCAAUUAA